This is a messenger RNA of Mesorhabditis belari, 537 nucleotides long. The record is from the annotation of a GenBank genome assembly. Lineage: Eukaryota; Metazoa; Nematoda; Chromadorea; Rhabditida; Rhabditidae.
AUGCAUCGACUCUUUAUAUUUUGCUGUUUCUUGCAAGUCUCUUCUUCUUAUGUGAUAUUCAAUGGAACAGUUCGGGCUCAAAUUAUCAAUCUUCACAACACUUUCCGCUCAAAUCUAGCUUUUGGUAAACAAGUUUGGAUUGGGAAAAGCAAAAACUAUCCGAAUGCGAGUAGAAUGUUUUGGCUGAAAUGGGACGAUGCAUUGGCAACGUCAGCUGGGAAAAGAGCCGCCUCAAAGGAUUGGAACAGUUACUGGAUGAUUUUUGGUCUUCCUUCAUUGACUUACACUCCAUCAACCGAUCCGAUAAACGAUCAUGACAAGGAGUCUUCCUAUCAGCUGUUUACCGGGAACACCUACGCGGUCGGUUGUGCUUAUCAAAUCGUGACACCAAAUCUGGGUGGAUAUGUGGUCGUUUGUCACUACAGGAACAAAGGUUUAAACGCAAACACGCCCGUCUACGUGGUCGGCACAACGUGUUCUCAAUGCCCGGCUGCCACAUCGACUUGCAAUGCUGUCAAGGGACUCUGUGUGAUGAAU